Trichogramma pretiosum is the source of this 1774-nucleotide messenger RNA. It is a transcript of the gene Snmp2, whose product is annotated as sensory neuron membrane protein 2. The transcript is spliced from 10 exons. The record is from RefSeq and is a predicted model, not a curated record. Bases 149 to 1645 code for a protein of 498 amino acids. Lineage: Eukaryota; Metazoa; Arthropoda; Insecta; Hymenoptera; Trichogrammatidae. Gene Ontology annotation, cellular component: membrane; cytoplasm. Gene Ontology annotation, molecular function: scavenger receptor activity.
UUUGUAUUUUAGUCAUCUGCGCUUCGCCAGAGCGUCGUGAACCGCGAAAUGCGAAAGUCGGGCCCAGGAUUUUGUAUUAUGUAUUUUUCAUAAAACUGAUUUCGUAACUCUUUUUUGUCUAAAUUUUCAAUCGAUUUUUCACGGCGCGAUGGCUACUAAAUGUCGUAUAUUCGGUUUAGUUGUCGGUGUAAUAGUGGCACUGGUCGGUGUUUUAUGUGGUUUCUUCAUUUUUCCAAAAGUAGUAUCCAAUUCUGUUGCCGAAUCAGUAAAAUUAUAUGAUGGAUCUGAUGCCUAUAGAAGAUGGGAAGAAUUACCUAUUCCAAUGAAAUUUAAAGUCUACUUUUUCAAUGUCACCAAUCCUGGUGAAGUUCAACUAGGACACAAACCUGUCGUUCAAGAAGUGGGCCCGUUUGUUUACGAUCAGUAUCGAUAUAAAUACAAUAUAUCUAGAAAUACUUCAUCAAAUGAGUUGACAUAUUAUCAAAACCAAGUUUUGAAAUUCAAUUCUGAAGACUCGCACCCGCUCAAAGAAACCGAUUUUGUCACUGUGGCCAAUCUUCCGUUGAUGGCAACCAUAAAUUCAGCCAUGAAACUCAAAUUUAAAAUAAAAAUUAUAAGCAGGACCAUGGAUCAGCUUUUCGACAAACCGCAGGACCUAUUUCUCAGAACGACUGUUAGAGAUUUUUUGUUUGAUGGAAUACCAAUUAGAUGCCAGGAGAGAACGAAUCCAGAUCUCAUACAGGCGUGUAAUAGUGUUGAUUAUACAUCAAAAAAGACGCCAUUCAUAAAAUUACAACCAGAUAAUGGUUUCAAAUUUUCUCUUUUAAGCCAUAAAAAUAAUGCAGAUGACGGUCAGUAUACUGUCAAAAGCGGAGAAGAUGACGUUCAGCUUUUAGGUGAAAUAAAGUCUUGGAAGAAUUCCUCUACACUAAUUGAUGUGUGGAGUAAUGAAACUUGUAGUAAAAUUUACGGAACUGAUUCCACUAUUUUUCCACCCCAUGUAACGGAGUCGUCAAAACUUAGUACUUUUCAAUCUGACAUAUGCAGGUCCGUGGAUCUAACGUAUCAAGAGAAAACUACUUAUAGGAAAGUAGAUGGCUUAAGAUUUAUAACCGAUGAAAAUAUGCUUACCGCAUCAAGAAAUUACUCUAAAAAUGCAUGUUACUGCUUGAAAAAAACUCUGGGAAUUACAUAUGAGGAUGGUUGCCUUCUUGACGGCGCUCUAGAGUUACAAGGCUGCCUACAUGCUCCAGUUGUUAUGACCUUCCCACACUUUUAUUUAGCAGCCGACGAGUAUAAGAAAUCCGUGGAUGGAUUGCAGCCAGUCCCAUUGUUGCAUCGUACUUUUGUCGAUUUAGAACCUAACACCGGUGUCGUACUGCGAGGUAGUAAGCGAGCGCAAUUCAACAUAUUUUACCGAUCUGUCGAGGGUAUAAAACUGACCGAGAACUUAACUGACUCGCUCAUGCCCGUAGUUUGGUUUGACGAGGGAGCUGAAUUGAAUGAUGAAAUGCUCGAAAUACUUGACUUCAGUCUUUUUAGUCCAAUGAGAAUGUUGGACAACAUCGUUUGGUCACUAAUUGGUCUUGGUGCAGUCUUUGCCGUAGUUAGUUUAAUGAGUUGUAUGUUUAGAAAAAAGACGUAAAACUGCUACUUAAUAAGCGAGAUAUUGGAUAGGUACAACAUCAAAGCCAUGAGAUACUAUAAAAAAAUUUGACUCGACUUUUAUGGAGAUCUAAUCAAUCAAAGAAUAAAAUUGAUAAAUUUAAAGUUA